CCAAUUUUAAUUAAAAUUAAUCAAGGUUUAUUAUAUAAAUUAAAAAGAAAAACCAUUAUUCAGAAAUUCAUAAAGAAAGGUACCUACCUAUUCCUUGACAUUUGAAGAGCCUGUAUCUGUAUUCAUCCACCACGAGACAGAGAGAGGAAGAGAGAUAUGGGUUGGUUAACUCGAUUUCUAGCUGCGGUGGCUUUCUUAGCCAUCGGAGUGAUAUUUUCUCCAGAAACAUUUGGAUCAAAAUCCGUUAGUCAGUUAUCGACUUACUUGAAACUGGCUCACCUGCUCAGCUUUUCCACGGCGUUUGGUGCGGCUCUUUGGGUUACCUUCAUCGGUGGCAUCAUAAUGUUCAAGAACCUACCUAGACAUCAGUUUGGUAAUUUGCAAAGCAAGAUGUUUCCUGCAUAUUUUUGGUUGGUGGGUGUGUGUUGUGCAACAUCAGUGGGAUCAUUUGGUUACCUGCACCCAUGGAAAUCUGCAUCCACUGCAGAGAAGUACCAGCUGGGCUUUUUGCUUUCCUCCUUGGCUUUCAACCUUGCCAACUUGUUUGUCUUUACACCCAUGACUAUUGAGAUGAUGAGACAAAGGCACAAGGUGGAGCGAGAGGAGAACAUCGGGACUGAAGUUGGGUGGUCAAAGAACCAGGAAGCUGCAAAGACUAAUCCAAAGCUUGCUGCCAUGAACAAGAAAUUUGGCAUGAUCCAUGGUUUUUCAUCUCUUGCUAAUAUUAUGUCUUUUGGUGGUCUUGCCAUGCACUCGUGGUACUUAGCAGGUAAGCUAAAUCUGUAAUUUGAACUUGAGGUGAAGCUUGUUUCCUGCUAUGGAUUAAAUGAAUUAGACAUAGACAUUAAGUACUUUCUCGUUGAUAUUUUCUGAUUUUUUCUGGCCAAGCUAUGUAUCCUAAACAAUGUUUCACAUACUUUGCAAUAAAAGUUAAACAGAUUUACAUGUA
Jatropha curcas is the source of this 949-nucleotide messenger RNA. Its product is annotated as Late embryogenesis abundant protein (LEA) family protein. The record is from RefSeq and is a predicted model, not a curated record. Lineage: Eukaryota; Viridiplantae; Streptophyta; Magnoliopsida; Malpighiales; Euphorbiaceae.